AUGCAAACCACAACCACCCCAGCAUCCCUGCCCCUCUCCUCCUCCCCUCCCCAUUCCAAGUCCAAGACCACAACUACCACUACCACGAGUCACCAAACAUGGACAUCGUCGUACUUCUCCUCAUACGCCUUCGCGUUCCACUCGAUGCCGUUGGCAUACAUGCUCUCGGUCCCGCCGCACGCGUACCUGUUCUCGAAACUGAUGACGGCGUCGGGCUACGCGUACUCGAACCUGGUGCCGCGGGCGCAGCUGGCGACGCUGGCGCCGACCCUCCCCAAAGCGACGGCGGAUAUGCUCUGGCGCGCACGGGGGUGUCAUUUGAAUGCGCUCGAGGGGUUUCCUCUGUUUGCCGCUGCUGUGCUCGCCGGCACUUCCGCAAACCUCGACCCAAAGGAACUCAACACCUGCGCCGCAGAGUACCUCGUCGCCCGCACGCUCUACAGCGUCUUGUACAUGACCGUGCGCAGCGAGCGGGCCAGCUACCUGCGCUCCGCGGUCUGGGCGUGGAGUGUCGGGAUUCCCGUGUACGUGCUCUGGAAGGCCGGCAUGAGGUGUGUCGACGGCGGGCAUGAUGGGGUUGGGGCCGGUGAGAAGGGAAAGGAGAGUCUGUAG
This is a messenger RNA of Fonsecaea multimorphosa CBS 102226, 612 nucleotides long. RefSeq lists its product as uncharacterized. The transcript has 2 exons. The record is from RefSeq and is a predicted model, not a curated record. Gene Ontology annotation, cellular component: membrane. The coding region runs from base 1 to 612 and encodes 203 amino acids. Lineage: Eukaryota; Fungi; Ascomycota; Eurotiomycetes; Chaetothyriales; Herpotrichiellaceae.